Adineta ricciae is the source of this 654-nucleotide messenger RNA. The record is from the annotation of a GenBank genome assembly. Lineage: Eukaryota; Metazoa; Rotifera; Eurotatoria; Adinetida; Adinetidae.
AUGAAGCAUAUUUCAUCAAGUGGUCGAUUGCUCCGAGCGAAUCCGUGUCAGUUCUAUAGAAAAAAUACACAGGACUGCUGGCUUGGAUCCAAAUAUAUUUCAUGUGAUCAAUUGGAAGAGCAACUGCUUAAGACGACUCAACCUUGUUCAAAUAUAAGGAGUCCUCACAUGAUAGCAACGACAACCACUAAACCACAUGUCCCUAUAUGUGUUCGAUUCAAUCAUCUACUUUCGAGCAUCACAGGCGAUGUAGAGCUACAGAGAGAUCGCAAAGAAAUAUCGUUCAUUGUGUUUUCUGUCUAUUCGCAUCAAACAGGUCAAUUGUCAACUACCAAUUCACUCGACUUCAACUCACCACCCAUCAUUCUCAUUCGUAUUUUCAUUAUAACUCUGCUCGUUACACUAAUUGUAUUCUCGACGACAGUUAUUAUCAUUUAUUCACUCGGUCAUUGCCGAAAAGUCCAUCGACCAGUACAUUACACAUCAAAGUCAUGUCAAACCAAACUCAAUCCCUACAAUAGGGCUGCCGACAGACGAAGAACCAGGCACAAAUUAUUUGUCACCGCUAAACCCUCAGCCAGCAGACCGAGUGAACCGGUCUCCUCAUCAAGUUUUCCAGCUCAACCGAAGUCUGCCUCAGCACCUCACAGUUGA